AAAACAAAUAAUUUCCCUUAUAAAAAAAGAAGAAAGGAAUUUCCGAAUUAGAGUUUGGUCACAGUAUUGGCGUAUCAAACAUGAAAAAGAACAUAUAAAUCCCUUGGUGAGGUCGUCGGAGAAUCCAUCGCCGACGUCAAAAUGACCGGAAAACGGGAGUGGGAAAACGCCACCGCCGGCGCCAUCGCUGGUUUCGCCACCGUCGCAGUCAUGCAUCCUCUCGACGUUGUCCGCACUCGCUUCCAAGUGAAUGAUGGACGAAUCGCGAACCUUCCAACUUACAAGAACACUCCUCAAGCUCUCUUCACCAUCGCUCGUUCUGAGGGUUUGAGAGGGCUUUAUGCAGGAUUCUCUCCGGCUGUUCUUGGAUCAUCCGUUUCUUGGGGACUGUUUUUCUUCUUCUACAGCAGAGCCAAGAAAAGGUAUUCUCAUGACACGGAGGAGAAGUUGAGCCCUAGAUUCCAUCUGGCGGCAGCUGCAGAGGCUGGAGCUCUGGUUUCUUUUUGCACAAAUCCUGUUUGGCUCAUUAAAACAAGAUUACAGCUUCAGAAUCCUCUUCACCAAACUCGUCAAUAUGCUGGUGUUUAUGAUGCUUUUAGAACCAUACUGAAAGAGGAAGGCUGGACUGCAUUCUAUAGAGGAAUUUGGCCAAGUCUAUUCCUGCAGGUCUCUCACGGGUCUAUACAGUUUGCAGCAUACGAGGAACUGCGUACUCUUAUUGUUGACUUCAAGUCUGAAAGGACCAAAAGUAAAGGUGCUGAAGUUUUGAAUUCACUAGACUAUACCAUUCUGGGAGCUUCUUCUAAAGUUGCCGCCAUUCUCUUUACAUAUCCUUUUCAGGUCAUCCGAUCAAGAUUACAGCAAAGGCCGAACACUGAUGGAGUUCCAAGAUAUGCAGAUAGCUUUCAUGUGGUGAAAGAAACUGCACGGUUUGAAGGUCUUCGUGGUUUUUACAAAGGUCCAUAGCGCGGUAGUAGUUGAAAGGGCCGGUGAAACCAGACUCCUGAAACUUGUCUGCAUAAACCUGAAGUUCUUCUUCAGUGAUCCAUGGUGGUAACAUUGACGGGGUCGGUAGAUAGUCUAUCAUCUCCAUUCCCUCAGGUGCUACCAAAUUGUCUAUUCUCCCUACUAGCAGGUAUUUCUUCAUCACUGUCAGAUAGUCAUACCUUGCAAAUGCUGUCUCGGCUCUUCCUGGCUCCUACAUAUACCAACAGCUAAUAAGUGUCAACUUUUUGCUGCUCAAGGGAGAGAGUGAAACAAGAGAGAGAGGGGUUACCUGGAAUUGACAGGCAUAAAAGUCUUCUCCAAAAGAUCGUCGGAAAGAGUCAGUAGGCUUGGUGUUGGGAUCUCUGGGGAAGUAGGGAACAGAUAGACAUACCACUCCUUUCACUCUAUCAGGCCUGAAGAGGCUCAAGUGCCAUGCUGCCGCAGCUCCCCAGUCAAUUCCCACAACAAAAGCCUUCUCCAACCAAGUUUCAGAUAUAAUUAGUUAACCUUUCAUUGAACUACUUAAAGCAAAUAAAGAGGGAUCUUAUAUGUAUAUGCAGUUAUUACCGUUGGUUCACCAAAGUAGUCCAAGAGGCCAAGAAGGUCAGCAACAAUAUGUAGCAUGGUGUAAGAGGAGGGGCUGAUGGGCGAGUCUGAGUCGCCAUAGCCUCGUAAAUCAGGGGCGACAACGUGAUAACCAUGGUUAGCAAGAAACGGAAUCUGAUGGCGCCAAGAGUACCAUAUUUCUGGAAACCCAUGCAGCAGAAGUACAAGGGGUCCUCCUGUGCCUUGUUGCUCUGCUAUGUGUAUCUUAACACCGUUUGUUUUCACCCAUUUGUGCUGGAUUUCUCCUUCCAUUUCUUUGCUCUGGUCUCUGGAUCUGAUCUCGUUGGUUGUUUCUCUCUUUUGGGAUGGGUGCAGACUGCCGACUCCGGAGCGAGUUUUUCAAUGGCUGCCCAGCUAUCUGUUAGCCAGUAUUUUAAUUGUCCUCCUUAACUGCAUGAAUUUAAUAAUGAAACUUGGCGUUCAUUAUCUAAUCUACGUACGCAUGGUUGGUAAGUUUAAGGAAAUUAAAGGAUCAAAGUCAAGGAAACUUUGCAGGGAGCUGUCAUCAAUAUAUUUUAUUAAGUACA
Messenger RNA from Beta vulgaris subsp. vulgaris (sugar beet), 2120 nucleotides. Its product is annotated as folate transporter 1, chloroplastic. The transcript is spliced from 12 exons. The record is from RefSeq and is a predicted model, not a curated record. The coding region runs from base 142 to 966 and encodes 274 amino acids. Gene Ontology annotation, biological process: folate import into mitochondrion; nucleotide transport. Gene Ontology annotation, molecular function: folic acid transmembrane transporter activity; FAD transmembrane transporter activity. Lineage: Eukaryota; Viridiplantae; Streptophyta; Magnoliopsida; Caryophyllales; Amaranthaceae.